Molecule: messenger RNA, 1389 nt
Organism: Adineta ricciae
Lineage: Eukaryota; Metazoa; Rotifera; Eurotatoria; Adinetida; Adinetidae
Source: the annotation of a GenBank genome assembly
AUGCCGUCGUAUACAAAUCUUCAUGUUAAAAUGCAACGUGAUUCAAACGCGAUACCAUGGGGUUUUCGUAUGCAAGGUGGAAGGGACUUCAAUUGCCCCAUACAAAUUCAAUAUGUCAACCCGAACAGCUUAGCUGAGCGAUGUGGAAUGCAAACGAAUGAUUACAUUCUUCGCAUUGGACAGGCUUCGACCGAACAUCUUCAACAUCAAGAAGCUCAAGAACAAAUCAAACGACAGAGCAAUGUUUUGGAAUUCGUUUUGCAACGUGGUGCUCCACCGACAACUGCCGAUUAUAAUAAUCGUAUCGAUUUUUCAACACCUCAACCAAUUCAUCCUCACUUCUACCCACAAUCUAACUAUCAAACACCACCUCAAUCACCAGGCCCGCAGAUCGUUAUGCCAAUCUCGAACAAUCGUACGAUAUCAAGUCAAACAUACAAUACUCCAAUAGGUCUCUAUUCAGCUGACAAUAUUACUGAUACCAUCGCCCGUACACUUAAAAGUAUAAAUGUAGCCUCCAAUCCCAGCUUUGAAGAAUCACCAAGAAAUGCUAACGAAUAUCAACCAACAGCGGCUAAAUCUAUGCCUAAACCAGCACCAGCACCUCAUAAUAAUUUUUCGAAACCAACACCACCCCCACCACCACCAACAAUGUCAGCACCACCUAAAGCACAACAACCAACAUAUCCAACUCCGUUCGGUGCUCCUCCGAAACCGAUCGGAAAUAAACCGGCGUUCAAUAGCAAUGCUCAAGUGCCAUCCGGUGCUGGUAAUCGAGGACCUAAGAAAGGUACUAGAGGUACAGCUUUAUUAAAUCAAAAUGAUAACGCUAAUCAAAUUGCUAUUUGUCAUACAUGUGGAGUUAAAAUACGAGGCCCAUUUAUUUCGGCCGUUGGCAAUUGCUAUUGUGUCAACCAUUUUACCUGUUCACAUUGUUCGAAGGAUCUUGUUGAUUGUGGCUUUAUCGAAGAGAACGGUAAAUUAUAUUGUGAACAAGAUUUUGAACAAUUUCUCGCACCGCAUUGCUCAAAAUGUUCACAAAAAAUAUUAAAAGAAUGUGUUCACGCAUUGGAACAAACAUGGCAUCCGGAAUGUUUUGUGUGUACCGCCUGCAAGAAAUCGAUUGGAUCCGGAUCAUUUCACGUCGAAGAAGGUCAACCUUAUUGUACCGAAGAUUAUCGACGAAUGUUUCAAGCAAAAUGUACUUCUUGCGAGUUUCCCAUUGAACCAGGAGAUAAAUAUUUGGAAGCCAUCGGUGGAACUUACCAUGUCGAAUGUUUCAACUGCUCCCAAUGUCAAACUAGUUUAGAUGGUCAACCAUUUGUCGUGAAAAACAAUCGACCUUAUUGUCGUCAACAUGGCCAUCCGGUUGGUUCACUCUUCAAUUAA